UUAAAGCUGAAGAUAGAUAGAACAAGACUACAGAGAGAGAACAAAUAAAAGACAGUGUUCGAUCUUCUGGUCUCAUCCACCAUUUUUAUUUUAAAAAACAUUGAAAAAUCUAUACAUUUCCUUGAGUUUGAAUCUAUCUUUCUAUCUAUCUAUCUUCCCAGACUAUAUAUAUACAUAUAGAGUCAGUCUUGUAAGUGUUCUCUUACCGUCUUGAUCUUCUUUGUGUCUCUGUAUUUGUCUUGCCUUAGAGAAUAGAAUGGUGGAUUUGGGGUUCUAGAACUUUUGAAGAAUCGAUUCCUCUGCUCUUAAUCUUUUCUUAUACUGUUUUGGAUAUUGCUUCUUUUGUAGUGGGGUGAUUGUGGUAUUGUGGUAGCCAAAGCCGCAGAUCUUGAGGUUGUAAUGGAAGAAGUGAAGGGACAAAGAGGAAAUGGAACCUCAGAUGCUGAUUUCGUGUUGCAAUGGGGGGAGAGAAAAAGAGUUAGAUGCAUGAAAGUCAAGAAAGAUCAAAGCCGCAAGUCAUCUUAUUCUUUGACUAAGCGCAAACUCAUUUCGCGAGCUGUGUCUUCUGAGAGAGGCUCUCCUUCUCGCCAUCUUAACCGUCCAAACAAGAUGGUAGAGUCUCCAGGUAAUGUGAGGAGAUCGUUUGUGGCAUCCCCUGAGAAGGAAGAUAGAUACUACACAACGAGGGGUUCUAUGGGUACAGAUGAGAGUGGGAAAAUUAUAAAGGAAGCUGUGAAGGAAACGAAGAAGCAUGUGUGGCCAAAGCUGUUUAUAAAUUUGUCAAAUAAAGAGAAGGAAGAAGAUUUCUUGGCUAUGAAAGGGUGUAAGCUUCCUCAAAGACCCAAGAAACGAGCCAAAUUGGUUCAGAAGACAUUGCUUCUGGUGAGUCCAGGUACUUGGUUAUCAGAUCUGUGCAAAGAGAGGUAUGAAGUAAGAGAGAAGAAGACUUCAAAAAAGCGGCCAAGAGGACUGAAGGCAAUGGGGAGCAUGGACAGUGAUUCAGAGUGAAGAACAAACAGUGACUUGAGAAAACAUUCCAGAUUUUGGUGAGGGCUAGAAGGGAGGAGACAACGCACAAGAAUCUGUUUUGUUUCUUUCAAACAGACAAUGAGGCACUUUGUAUUUCUGCUGAUGUUUUGCUUUUGAAGCUAAUCUAUUAGUCUUUCCUUA
Molecule: messenger RNA, 1170 nt
Organism: Brassica napus (rape)
Lineage: Eukaryota; Viridiplantae; Streptophyta; Magnoliopsida; Brassicales; Brassicaceae
Exons: 5
Coding region: 400-1008 (202 amino acids)
Source: RefSeq, a predicted model, not a curated record